CAUAACUGUUGACGUAUAAAAAAUAUUUUGCUCUAGCCAAUCUGAUGUAAAAUUACUAAUAAAAUAAAAUAUAAAUACUUUAAAACGUUUCUUUUUUAACUUAAAAGCUUUUUAAUAACGUAAACAUGUCGCUGGAAUAGACAAGUUCCCAAAGUCGCAUACUUUACAAAGUAACUGAGAAUGUCUGCUUGAUUUGUUGACGUAGUUUUUCGUGAAAAUUUGUAGCUGCUCUCAAUAGCUGCGCCCAUUUGGUUUAUUUCCAAUAUUUUGGUUUUUGUACCAAUACAAUAAAUACAAAAACAUAAAUAAUAUGUAUUCCGAAUGGGUUUCACUUUCUUCACAAAUCUCGGCCGAUAGCUGUGCAGCGCAGUCUUGCAGUGUACUCAAUAAAUUCCCUGCCUCCGCAGGCCGUGAAGUAACAGUGUCAGUUGUACGUCAGUUAGCAAGUAAUUUGGGAAUUACUCAAAAUGCUGAGCCGAGCCAUUUAGUACGCGAUGAAGAGGUUAACUGGUGUAUGGAUGUAAUCUGUUUUGGUCUGUCACUACCAUUGCAAGAACAUGAGACCAUAAAAGAUUGCGUAAAUGUUUACUGCGAAUGGCUGACAGCUUUGCACCCACAGCCACGAAUAAGUGUGCCAAAGCCCAUAUGCGAGGAUGCAAACAUGUACUGCAGGAAGAUCGUCAGCCACUUUCAUAACUUGUUUGUGCCACGCCAGGGGGAAAUCUUGCCAUUUAUAUAUCAAAAUACGCUUGGUGCUGAUACCAUUAAUCGUCAAGCAGUGCUAUGCCACCGGGUCCUACGUACACUUCAGCAAACGGCACAAAUCUCACAAACAAUGGAUCGGAAAACAUGGGAAGCAUUACUGCUCUUCUUGCUGGCCAUCAAUGAAGUACUGCUAGCGCCACCCACAGUCAAAGAUGAUGUUGGCGAUCAACUAUGCGAAAGGGUGUUAUCUGUGCUCUUCGAAGUUUGGCUCUUAGCAUGCGUGCGUUGUUUUCCUUCACCUUCAUUGUGGAAAACACUGCAAGAGUCAUGUGCCAUGUGGCGUCAUCGCAUGACUUUGAUUGAUCAAUGGAAUCGCGUUAAUCUCGCUUUAACUGCACGUCUGCUGGAAUUUACAUAUGGUCCUGCCUUCCCAGAACUAAAAAUAUCUGAAGAAGAUGCACAGCUAAUACCUGCAGACAUGACUAAUGACUGUGUGGCGCAGACUUGGUAUCGUUUGUUGCGCACAAUUGGCAAUCCAACAGCAUUAUGCUCGCCUCAUGUUAUCAGCAAAUCAUCGCAUUUUAUGCAGUGGGCCCUCACGCAUGACAAAGGUGCUGAAACUUAUCAGCAUCCGUGUUUGCAGGCGCUGCCACAAAUAUUUCUGAAAGCAAUCAAAGGCAUUUCCAAUCAAGUUGACGCAUUUCUGGGCAUUUAUCGACCACCGCCGCAUCAAGCGGAAGACGCAAUCACAAAUUUACUUGAUAUUCGCCUCUCACUCAACGAGGCGACCGCCUCUUCGGUCACCGCGGGUAUUCAUAGUUUUUUCCAUCACGGCAGUAAUAGCGCACUAAACUCGAGCGGUGGCGGCGCACCUACCGUUGCCACAAACAAUGCACAACAACAACAGCACCACCAUCAUCAUCACUAUCAUCCGCACUUGCAUUUGCAUGGUGCUGGGCAAUUUCUGCGCGACAACUUCAUCAGCGGUUCGGCCAGCUCAGCACUGAACGCCAUUAUGGGUCAUCAUGGCAGUGCGUCAACACCAGCGAGUGCUGGUGCUCAUACUGGUACUGGAAGCGGCAGUGCAACGGGCAAUACCAGCGGUAGUGGCAGCCAAUCGGCUGGUGUUGUCGGUUCGAUAACAUUCGGUACGCCGUUGAAUGCCGUUACCACUACCACAUCGGCAUCAUCGUCGGCUGUAGAUGGUGCACAACAAAGCGCGCCGUUGCCAUAUUCACCCACACCACCGUUGCAACGACGUUUGGCGAAGAGCUUUAGCGUGGCACCAGCACUGGGCAACAACAACGUUAAUGUAACGCAACAAAAGGGCUUGAGCAAAGCCGCGCUUAUCGGCAUAACCGGUGCACGUUUGUCCACAACGCAAGCACCACUCACACCCACGUCUGGUCCGCCAUCCUCUAAUAGCCUAACAUCGCUGCCUUCGCUGGGCUUCGAAAAUCGCCCCCCUCUGGCUGUUGCGCGGCCCAAAUGCAACAGCAUUUUGCACUUAUUCGGCGAAUGGCUCUUCGAGGCGGCGCACAUUGGUGGCGAUGCUUGGUUUAUGAACACAAAGAAACAAGCUACCGAGGCCAGCAAACGUCCGUCGUCUAUGAUCAUGGAGAAUCGUAAGGGCAGUAUUUCGCUGUCACAACCGAAUUCGUUGAAUGAUCCGAACAGCUUGCCGCCCUCGUUGACCAUCGAUAAGUAUGAGUCGGGACGUGCGGAGGCUAUAGGCACGUUGUGUAAGAUAUUUUGCGCUAAAAAGACUGGUGAGGAAAUACUCCCCGUCUAUUUGGCGCGUUUCUAUAUGGCGUUGCAGCAGUGCUUGAAAAUAACCGAAGCUAAAGAGUGUGACGAAACAUUGGCGAGCAUUUUGUUGAACUCAUCUGAUCUAUUUCGGCUUGAUUUGAAUGGCGUGCAAGUGCUAUUGCCCGGUUUUAUAAGCGCCCUGGAGAUUGUUUUGCCAGAUAAGGAUUUGAAGAUUAAAACUCAGGCAAUGCAUUUCAACAAAACCGAGCUGCGACGCGCAUCGAUUAAUAUAUUGCUUUCAAUUCUUACCUUACCGUUGCACUUUCAAACGCUACCCAUACGCGAUUUAACGAAUGAGUCGACGGAACGCGUCAUUUCUUUCAUACAACUAAAGCCCCGCUUAAUCAAUAUACUGAUGAAUGCCUUGCAAGUCGAAACUGAUGCUCAGAACACGCACAUGCUACUUGGCGGCCUGCUGCUGACUGUGCAGGAUGCGGUCACCUUUGAGGAAACGGAAUUGGUUGGCACCGAGCAUUUGCAUGCCGCCUCACCCACGCCGUGCGAUACGAAUCUACUGAGUUCGGCUUGCUCAGAACGUUCCGCAUCGAUAGCCAGCGCGGGCAACUCAAGUUUAGGUGGUCACAGCAAUGCCACCAUUGGUGCAACGGGCGUUGUUGGUGGCGCUAGCGCGCCCUUGACAGCCGGUACGGGCGGUGCUGCUGUUGGCGGUGGUUACGCUGGACGUGAUAACGUAUCACAACACGAUUUCCCCAGCCUUACCGUAUCUGAUGAUUUCCCCAUGGAGUUGCUACAAGAAUUUGAGAGUGCUUCAGUUUAUGAUAAUGCGCACGCCUUAUUCGUACGCGCCACCUAUUUGGUCUGUCAUCGUUUGAUUUCGUCGUGGAAAACCGAUUUGAAUGUUUCAUUAGCCGCCUUGGAAUUGCUCUCCGGCUUAGCACGUCUACACAUACGCGACUCAGCCAGGAAAUUUACAACCGAAUCCUUAGUUAAAAUUGAAGAACCAAGUCAAAAUUUAACUAUAAUAUCCACAGACGCGUUAGAAUGUAAGCGAGCGGUGAAAUGGAUCUGCGAUUAUAUUUGUUAUCAGUGCUCGCGUCCGCCACCAGCGCAUAGCAAAGAUUUGCACAGCACCAUUGUGGCGGCCUUCCAAUGCACCUCGGCUUGGUUGAUGCAGCAUCCGUACUUGUUGCAGGACAAGGAUUGCCUACAAACGGUGUUGGAGGUAGUUGAGCUGGGCAUAUCGGGCACCAAGAGUGUCGGUAAAAGUGGUGACAUACCGAAAUUCAAGGACGAGAAGGAACUAAAGCCCGCCUCGAUGCGUGUGCGUGAUGCUGCCGAAAGUUUGCUUACAAUCAUACUCGAACAAGUCGGUUACUUCCCCGGUGAAUGUGGUCCGGAGUCGAUAUCAUCGUUGCUGGAUGAGGUUGCGCUGAUGAAGCACUGUAAUUCAAUGCCUGAUAGUGGCGCUGGUAGCGUUGGUGGCACGUCCAUAACAACCGAGCAGGCCAUAGCGAAGUUCAAGUAUUUCGUCACAGAGAAUUCCACGAUAUUGGCGCUUUUGGAGGAGCCGCUUGGCAACGCUGAAGAUCCACAGCCGACGGUGACACUGCUUAUACGCGGUCCCUUCGGUCGUCACGCUUGGACUAUGCAAUUGCGUCACUUGCCACGCAGCAAAUCGGGCACGAAAUAUCACGCUGUCAAUCCUGGCCGACCCAUACCGAUGAAUGACACGCCGCAGCGCAUCGAAUUCGAUCAGAAAUUCUUUCCCGACGGUGUCGAAAAGGUGACACCCUGUGUUGCCGAUUACUCCAUACCGACGCUGGAACAAAUCCGCGAGCAAUAUGGCGCCGACAACAUACGCCAGUUGGAGACUAUGAUUGAGAAUCAAAGUAUUGACGAGAAGUUGGCCUGGGCCGCAACCGAUAACAGUGCGGAUAGUCUUUCGCAUGCGCAGGAGAGUGUGCCGCCUGCGGUCUGUCACGAAUUCCAGGCAGCGCGUCUCUUUCUCUCACAUUUCGGCUUUUUAACUUUCGAGGAACGCAAUCCGAACAAUCCGUCGGAGUCGUUGGGCGCGCCGGCACAACGACCGCUCAUCGUGCUCGAUACGAAGCGUAGUCAAUUUGCGCAGGAACUGGGCAUGCUGGAUAAAUUGAGCGCGCGCACCUAUGACACCGUGCAUGUGUUCUACGUUAAAUCGGGACAGACAACGGCACAAGAGAUUAUCGGCAAUAUGAAUGAUGAGCAUGUGCGCAGCCUAGAUGCGCACUUCGGCAAUAUGCUGUUAACUUUAGGCUGGCCCGUAGACUUGGAGGAACACUCCGGCUGGACUGGUUUGGUCAGCACAUCGUGGUCGCUUAAAAGCUCCAAUCAACGCGAUGGCGACAAGCAAGCGCAUAAUCGUGGCAACGCAGCCGCAGGCAACAAUGCUGACUUGCGCUUCAAUGGCGAAUCGAAGGUGCUCUACUGGGCCGACGUUAGCUCGGAAAUCGCAUUCGUCGUACCAACCGAAUGGAAUAUGCAUUGUGAAACCGAUGGCAGCUGCCUUUCGCUCUGUUCGUCGCACUCCUCGGGCGAUAGCUUGCAAUCGGCCGCAUCGGCAGGCAAUGUGUGGGCGCGCGCCACCGAUGCGAACGCCGAAAAUGCUAAAACACAGAAAUCACGUAAUCUCUCUUUGGAACUGGACACUAAAGGCGGCGCUGGCGCAAAGGAACCAGUGCCGCCGACGCGUCGCAAAACCAAUGCUAUGAAGCCGUCAUUACAGGCGCAGCCGCCAGCCAAAAUAUUUCUAGUUUGGUUGGAGUCGUUUGAGGAUCACUUGAACUUUCCAAUCGAUGACUUGCUGGCCUACACACGCACUGGCGAGGAGACGCAAACGCUGCAAGUGCCGCGCGCUAGCGACUGUCAUGUUAUAUACCUACACGCCUUGCAGUCCGGCUUGUUGCGUGUGAAAUUACAGGGGCCUACGGGACGUAUGAGUUUCGCCACACCGCUGGUGGAUGGCAUGGUGCUGAGCCGUCGUGUGGUGGGCAAUUUGGUGCGCCAGACUGCGCACAAUAUGGCCAAGCGUCGGCGCUUGGAUAAUGACAACCACCAACCGCCUCACGUGCGCCGAAGACUCAAAGUACAGGACAUUGUACAGAAAUACAAAAUGGAUUUGAGUGAACCGGAAUUGCUGGCACAUCUCUUUAAAAGCGCCAUCUAGGCGUGUGUCGAUAUACAAUAGUAUUAACCCAACAUUCAAUGUUAGCCUUCGAUUUUUUUUCAAUCAAUUUUAAUUUAAGCUUCACCUUUACUGACCACUGACUUGAACAAUUGCAAGGUGAAGGGCUAUUUAUUAAGUGCACAUACUACCAUUAAGUAUUUAACAACAACAACAAAAUGUAUUUUGAACGAAAA
Molecule: messenger RNA, 5871 nt
Organism: Bactrocera dorsalis (oriental fruit fly)
Lineage: Eukaryota; Metazoa; Arthropoda; Insecta; Diptera; Tephritidae
Product: ral GTPase-activating protein subunit beta
Exons: 18
Coding region: 311-5677 (1788 amino acids)
Biological process (GO): activation of GTPase activity; regulation of small GTPase mediated signal transduction
Molecular function (GO): GTPase activator activity
Source: RefSeq, a predicted model, not a curated record